AGCUGGUUCUCUGAUCCUCAGACGUGAACCUAGAUCCAGAUCCAGUUCUCAGCAUGGUUGGUAAAAAACAAUGUAAGAAUCUGCUCCAGACACGUCCUGAUCCCCCAGGUGAUGCUUCCAGAAACAGGAUCAGGAGGAACAGGAUCACCGCAGUGGCUGCCCGGGCUGCAUGGGCCACAGUUACGGCAUGGGCCGCAGUGGCCACAGUGGCAGCCUGGGCAGCAUUGGCCGCAGUUGCCGCAUGGGCUGCAUUGGCUGCAGGGGCCACAGUGGCAGUCUGGGCUACAUGGACAGCAGGGACUGCAUGGGCCGCAGUUGCUGCAUGGGCUGCAGUUUCCACAUGGGCCACAGUGGCUUCAGUGGCUGCUUGGGCUGCAUGGGCUGCGGGUACGUCAUGGUCCACAGUUGCCGCAUGGGCUGCAAUGGCUGUAGUGGCCGCAGGGGCUGCCGUGUGUACAGGGGCUGCAGGGGCUGCAGUGUGUGCAGGGACCGCAUGGGCCAUAGUUGCGGCAUGGGCCGUAGUGGCUGCACGGGCAGCAGUGGCUGCCUCGGCUUCAUGGGCAGCAGGGACCACAUGGACUGCAGUGGCUGCAAGGGCCGCAGUGGCUGCAGGGGCUGCCGUGGCAGCGGUGGCUGCAGUGGCUGCCUGGACUGCAUGGGCAGCAGGGACUGCAGGGACCCCAUGGGCCGCAGUGGCCGUAGUCGCUGCAGUGGCGGCAGGAACUGCAUGGGCUGCAGGGACCGCAUGGGCUGCAGUUGCUGCAGUGGCGACAGGGGCUGUCUGGGCUGCAGGGGCCUCAGAGGCCACAGGGGCUGCCUGGGCUGUCCGGGCUAA
This is a messenger RNA of Micropterus salmoides (largemouth bass), 835 nucleotides long. Its product is annotated as keratin-associated protein 5-1-like. The record is from RefSeq and is a predicted model, not a curated record. Lineage: Eukaryota; Metazoa; Chordata; Actinopteri; Centrarchiformes; Centrarchidae. The transcript is spliced from 2 exons. The coding region runs from base 170 to 835 and encodes 221 amino acids.